UUUACUUAUCUAUCUCUGUCCGUCCCUUGUGGUUUAGAUAGAAGUUAGAGCCUCCACUAUCCGCCGGCCGCCUCCGCCUUGCCCACUGCUCAAAUGAUGUGACAGAUAACUUAUCCAACGGUCAGAUUUCACAUGGCGGAACCUCAACCUAGCAGACCCACAGCUCCAGAAACCAACAACCAGCACCAGCACCAGCACCAGCACCAGCGGCAGCGCCACCAGAACUACAAUCGCAGCGGCACCAUUCGCGGCGGAGAUGGAAAGGUUACGCUGGAGCCGGGCUCAGUAGUAUUCCGCAUGCUCUGCCACGUGAAUACAGCUGGAGGGGUUAUAGGAAACUCCGGCAGCCUCGUCAAACAGCUCGAAAACCAGACGGGUUGCAAAAUCCGGUUCGAGGAGUCGCUGCCCAAGUGCCACGAGCGCGUGAUUAACAUUACUGGGGAGGCAGCUAUUGAUAAGAAAAUCACGCUGAAAUUUGAAGAAUUGGGGUCCGAAGAGGAGUUGGAUUAUGAGGUUGAGGUUUCUGCAGCGCAGGAAGGUUUAAUGAGGGUUUUCGAGAGGGUUUUGGAAGUUGAAGGGAAUGGAAAUGGGGUGGUUGGGUGCAGAUUGCUGGCUGCUAAUGGCCAAAUUGGAGGGGUUAUGGGCAGAGGAGGCAGUAUUGUUGAUGGGAUUCGGAGGAAUUCCGGGGCCAGGAUUCGGGUCUUGAAGAGGGAGCAGAUUCCAGCUUGUGCCACACCUGAGGAGGAGUUGAUUCAGAUAAUGGGUGAUGUUAUGGCAGUAAAGAAAGCACUAGUUGCUGUUUCCCAUUGUCUUCAAGCUUGCAUAACUGGGGAAAGAUCAAAUUCAUCUCCUCAAGGGGCAUUACAAGAUGCACAUUCAGAUAUUCCUCCAAAAGAUAAUCAUACUCCUCCAUCUUUUCCUGGAAGUGAUAAUAAUUCAGUUGGCCUUUCCUUGUCUGAGGACAUUGACAAAAUUAUGAACCUUCAUGAAGAAAAUGCUGAAAGACGAGUGGUGUUUAGAUUGCUUUGCUCUCAUGGUUCUGCUGGGGGUAUCAUUGGGAAAGGUGCAAUUAUUGUGAAAGCAUUGGAGAAAGAAACUGGUGCUUCCAUCAAAUUUUCAUCUCCAGUAGCUGGAUCAAGGGAGCGAGUUGUCACCAUUUCUUCGUUUGAGAGCCAAAAUCCUUUGUACUCAUCUGCCCAACUUGCCAUCGCUCGGGUUUUUGCUAGAUCAGUGGAGGUUGGUGUUGACCAGGGUUUCAUAGCUGGUUGGGGUGAGGGCGAAACUGUAACUGCCAAAAUUCUAGUUGCUCCAGAUCAAAUGAAUUGCCUGAUUGACAGUGAAGGAAGAAUUGCUUCAGAUAUAAGUGCCGCAUCCGGUGUUGAAAUACAGCUAUUGGGUACAAACUGUGUUCCAAAUAGCGGUGCAGAAAACGAUGAAGUAGUCCAGAUUGCUGGUGAGUAUGAAAAUGUGGAGAGAGCCCUCUUUCAAAUUACUGGUAGACUGAGGGACCACUUCUUUUUUAGUACUACACCUGAAGAAGCAGGCCCAAGAAAUUCUUCAAACCCUUAUUCUGCUGAUGAAUUUAAUCGCCCUGGGUUUAGGCGUAAAGUUGGUGGUCCUCAUAAACCUAGCUUGCAAGGCAAGCAGUUUAAGGACAUGAGAAAAACAAGAACUCUGGGGGAUAGUGAAUGGGGUUUGUCUGGAGGGGCACCUGGACAGCAAAGUUUGGAUGCGGAAGCUGUUACUUAUAAGACUAUUGAAGUUUUAGUUCCAGAAAAAGAUUUUGGAUCGGUCUAUGGUGAGAAUGGCAGCAAUCUGGCUCGCCUCAAAGAGAUAUCAGGUGCAACCAUUUUACUGGAAGGUCCUUCUCCUGGACAAUGUGAUGGAAAGGUGAUUAUAUCUGGCACACCUGAGCGAAUUCAGAUAGCACAAAGUUUACUUCAAGCAUUUAUGCUAGCUUGAGCAUGUUCUUUUGAUCAGCAUUUCCAGCUGUCAAAAGUGUCAAACUAUUGAGAUGGUAGCUCCUCCCGGGUAUCAGUCAAUCCAGUUCUUCAGCCCUAUAUGCCACUGUAUAUGCUCCUUGUAGUCUUAUUCAACUGAGCAGCCUCCAAUUAGUCAAACAUCUUUCAUUGAUAACUCCCAAUUUGUUGAAGAUGAGCCGGUACACAUCAACAUGCAUUUUCAUAAGGCCUGCAGAAAUUACCAAUUUUGUAACUAAUACCUGUUCUUCUUUCUCUUUUAUUUUAUUUACACUGACAAUGUAGGAUGAUGAAUGAAUAAAAACAUGUACAACUUUCUACUGUACAUUUGGCGUGUAAUCAUUUAUCACUUUGGCAUUUUCAGUUUUA
Coffea eugenioides is the source of this 2348-nucleotide messenger RNA. Its product is annotated as KH domain-containing protein HEN4-like. The coding region runs from base 133 to 1962 and encodes 609 amino acids. Gene Ontology annotation, biological process: regulation of gene expression. Gene Ontology annotation, molecular function: mRNA binding. Gene Ontology annotation, cellular component: nucleus; cytoplasm. The record is from RefSeq and is a predicted model, not a curated record. NCBI's taxonomy places the organism in Eukaryota, Viridiplantae, Streptophyta, Magnoliopsida, Gentianales, Rubiaceae. The transcript is spliced from 7 exons.